ACUCAAGUUACUUUCUCGACAUUUCAGGCGGAUGAUCCAUUGACUUAUCCUCUUAAUUAUUCGAACAAUACAAAAAAUAAAUAAAAAAUACACUGUAAAUAAUCCGCAUGUUUUAACAUGUAUAUAUAUCCAAAAUGUGUGGUAAGAAGAUAUUUAUCCACAAUGUUCCGUAAAAAUCUCAUUUAAUUACAUUUUGAAACCUAUCAUCAAACUAAGCCUGGAAUAUUUAGUCAAUUAUCUUUUUUAAAAAACUCAACAAAUCCCCUAUCAUUGUGACAAAACCCUUGAUCUCACUCUCUAUAUAUACUUUAUGAUUUUCCUCAAACAUAGUCACAACGAAAUUAGCAUGGCAAAAACAAUCUCUCCUUUAACUCUCGUUUUGUUCUUACUCUUGUCAUCAAUAUCUCUAACCCUAGCGACAGAUUAUCCACUAUUCACAAAGUCGCGAUGGAUCGUAAACAAGAAGGGCCACCGCGUGAAGCUAGCUUGCGCAAAUUGGCCUUCGCACCUCAAGCCAGUGGUAGCCGAGGGGCUGAGCAGCCAGCCAAUGGAUUCGAUAUCGAAGAAGAUAAAAGACAUGGGCUUCAAUUGUGUUAGGCUCACUUGGCCACUUGAGUUAAUGAUUAAUGACACUUUAGCCUUUAAUGUUACCGUGAAACAAUCAUUUGAGAGAUAUGGAUUGGAUCAUGAGCUUCAAGGGAUUUACACUCACAAUCCAUCCAUUGUCAAUAUUCCUCUCAUCAAUGCCUUUCAGGCUGUGGUGUAUAGUCUUGGGAGGCAUGAUGUGAUGGUGAUACUUGACAACCACAAGACCGUACCGGGUUGGUGUUGCAGCAACAAUGACCCGGACGCGUUCUUUGGCGACCCAAAAUUCAACCCCGAUCUAUGGAUGUUGGGUCUUAAGAAGAUGGCCACAAUCUUUAUGAACGUGAACAACGUUGUUGGUAUGAGCCUGAGGAAUGAACUUAGAGGCUACAAUCAUACAGCAAAAGAUUGGUACAAGUACAUGCAAAAAGGAGCAGAAGCAGUGCACACAUCAAACCCUAACGUACUGGUCAUACUCUCAGGGCUUAAUUUUGACGCUGACCUAAGUUUCUUACAAGAUCGUCCAGUGAAUCUUAGCUUCAAGAAAAAACUUGUCUUGGAGCUUCAUUGGUAUUCUUUCACUGACGGUACUGGUCAAUGGAAGUCACACAAUGUCAACGACUUUUGCAGCCAAAUGUUCGCUAAGGAGCAUCGUACCGGUGGUUUCGUUCUCGAACAAGGCUUUCCUUUGUUCUUGAGCGAGUUUGGGACCGAUCAAAGAGGUGGGGAUUUUGAAGGAAACAGGUACAUGAGUUGCAUGUUGGCAUGGGCGGCUGAAAAAGAUAUAGAUUGGGCGGUUUGGGCGCUUACGGGAGUUUAUUAUUUCCGCGAAGGCAAACGCGGUGUACUUGAAGCUUACGGUAUGUUAGAUGCGAAUUGGCACAAUGUUCAUAACUAUACUUAUCUCCGAAGGCUCUCCGUCAUUCAACCACCGCACAAAGGACCCGGUAUAAAGCACAAUCAUCACAAGAAAAUAUUCCAUCCGUUAACGGGACUCUGCCUAGUGAGAAAGUCAUCAUGCUAUGAGUCCGAGCUCAUGUUAGGUCCGUGCACAAAGGGCGAACCUUGGAGCUAUUCUCAUGGAGGCAUACUUGAGAUCAAAGGCGGUCACAAAUCUUGCUUAGAAGGCGAAACUGCGGUGGGAAGAAGUGUGAAACUUGGCAAGAAAUGCACAAAGAUUAUGCAAAUAUCGGCCACAAAGAUGCAUUUGUCGUUGAAGACUAAUGAUGGUUCGUUGGUAUGCUUAGACGUGGAUUCAGAUAACAAUGUUGUUGCUAAUUCUUGCAAGUGUUUGACCGGAGAUAUUACUUGUGAACCUGCAAGCCAAUGGUUCAAAAUCUUCUGAGACAGAAGAAACGAUGACGAUUUUGUAUUACCUUCACAAAGUCAACACAAUCUUUUUGCUGAGAACCCUAAAGCAUUAAUAUAUAUUACUCUCAUUUUCA
This is a messenger RNA of Arabidopsis lyrata subsp. lyrata, 2030 nucleotides long. RefSeq lists its product as uncharacterized. The record is from RefSeq and is a predicted model, not a curated record. Gene Ontology annotation, molecular function: hydrolase activity, hydrolyzing O-glycosyl compounds. The transcript has 6 exons. Bases 311 to 1930 code for a protein of 539 amino acids. Lineage: Eukaryota; Viridiplantae; Streptophyta; Magnoliopsida; Brassicales; Brassicaceae.